UUAAUGGCGAGGAUAUUGCAUGAUGAUAUAAUCUUUGAAAUCCUGAAAAGGCUUCCCGCCAGAGCGUUAAUGCGAUUCAAAUGCGUCUGUAAAGAUUGGAUGCAUUUGAUACGUGAUCCCAAUUUCGCGGAAUCACAUCUGUCGCAUGCAUGGGCUAAGCCGGAAGCCUCUUAUGUUCUUUUUAUGAGCAAUACCGGGGUGUUCGCAGCAGAUCAUACACUCACUCUUACAAAUUCCUGCGUUCCUGCAAAUCCAGGUUUGUUUCGAACUCAUAUGCCUUGCUCCAACUCCGUCAAUGGACUCAUAUGUUUCCGCAGCAGAGGCGGCCACCUAGUUUACAACCUGUCCACAGGGGAGAAAAGAGAUCUGCCGCUGCCGACGAUCCCCGGAGCUUUCAAAACAUAUGCACUCGGGUUCGAUCCGGCUAAAAAAAAGUACAAAGUGCUUCACUUCGGCCACGAACGCGUUUGCCAAAUUUUGACCUUAGAGAGAAACUCAUCCUGGAGAACCUUGAAUGAUGCACCGAGGUUCCGUUAUGAGAGGUCGUACGGUAGAUUAGAUUUGAUUUAUGUUGACGGAAAGUUAUACUUCAUUGAAUGCCGCUCAUCCUGGGGAAUCUCAAUCCGUUUCUUUGAUUUGAAAAGUGAGGAAUUUGGAAAGAUUGGAAGCCCUCCAUUCUUGCGUCAAUAUUACAAUAUUCCCCGAUUAGCAGAGGCCGGAGCAAAUUUGGGGUUUGUAUCCUGGAAGGAGAAGUCCUGCAUCCCGCAUCCGGAGUGCUCAUUUUGGGCCUUGGACCAAAAUUGGGAUUUAAAGUGCACAUUUUCAAUGAAGUGUGAUAAGAUGUGGGGAUCAAUUGGUACAGGUAAACUUCUACUGGGAAGGGAAGGGCUGUUUAUGUUCGAUGUCGAGGCUCGCACUAGUAAGAAGCUUGAGAAGGAGAGGGAUAAGUAUACACACGUACUAUGCAAUCAUGUAGAAAACAUUUUUCCUCUCAACUACUGAAUAGGGAUAUUUUCAAUACAGACACCAGAGGAAGUAACAUCCUCUCCCAUCUAUAGCUGCAGAUGUUUGACAUAAUUAUAACAGAUUUGGUGAAGUUUUGAUACUGUGUUGGUACAAUGCUUUUAUUUGUACUAUGAGGCCG
This is a messenger RNA of Cuscuta epithymum, 1144 nucleotides long. Lineage: Eukaryota; Viridiplantae; Streptophyta; Magnoliopsida; Solanales; Convolvulaceae. The record is from the annotation of a GenBank genome assembly.